UUUGCCUUUCGACUCACUGUUUUCCUGAGUUUCCAUUGGUGGAGCUUAUCUCCUCCUCUCCUGAUAAAACUCUCUGAUGAGACUGGAGCAGGUGUCAGAAUCAAACUCAAUGGACCAAAGACAAGUCUAGUUUUUAUAAUGGAAACUGAGGAUUUGGAGAAACAAAAACUGAUAGAUGUUCAGCUGGAGCCCCACACAUGUCGGAGUUCUUCAGAGGAGACUCCCUGGGACUCAGAGGAGGACUUUAGCAGUGCUGAGGCCCCGUGGUCCUCCAGAGGCGUCUGUCCAGAUCUGACCCAAGAUCUAAACCAGGAUUUAAACCAGGGUCUGAACCAGUCUACCGGGACUCCAGGGAUUCUGGGAGCAGGACAGGAGUCGAGGCGAGCUGCUCGGAGGAAGCUGUGGCUGGCCUGUGUGCUGGGCCUCCUCUUUAUGGCUGGAGAGGUCAUCGGUGAGAAGAGCAAAACACAUGAACGUAUACGAGGGUACCUGUCCCAGAGUCUGGCCGUGCUCACAGAUGCAGCUCACCUCCUCAGUGACGUGUGCAGCGUGCUUCUCUCUCUCUGCUCCCUCUGGCUGUCUGCUCGAUCACCCACAGACACCAUGACGUUCGGGUGGCACCGCGCAGAGAUCUUGGCCAUGCUCGUGUCCGUCCUCUCCAUCUGGGGGGUCACGGCUGCUCUGCUCUGGGCUGCUGUGCUCAGACUCUCAGAGGGACAGUUCCACAUAGACACCAAAAUCAUGCUAAUAACAUCUGCCUGCGCUGUGCUCGUCAAUGUGCUAAUGGUGCUGAUCCUGCACCAGCCCGGCUCCCCUCACUCCCACAGCCACAGCUCCGUCCAAUCAGAGUGGACUCAGAGGGCGGCCCGCGGUCCCUCUCGUGGUCCUGGCGCUCACGGUCGGGUCCAGACCAACGCCAGUGUGAGGGCUGCCUUCAUACAUGUGCUCGGAGACCUGCUGCAGAGUGUGGGCGUACUGCUCGCAGCGGCCGUCAUUCACUUCAGGCCUGAGUAUAAAGCAGCUGACCCCAUCUGUACGUUCCUGUUCUCUGCUCUGGUUUUAUGGACCACAUUUCCGGUCAUUAAAGAUGUCCUCAGAGUGCUCAUGGAAGCGUGUCCGGAGCACGUGCAGGUGGAGUCAGUGCGUGCCCUCCUGCUGUCCGUGUCUGGGGUCGUGUCUGUGCACAGCCUCAGAGUGUGGGGCCUCAGCCUCAGUCUCCCCCUGCUGUCCGUGCAUGUUAUUACAGAGGAGGACUCAGACUCGCAGCAGGUCCUGAUGAGAGCCUCAGACCUGCUCUGCUCACAGUUUGGAUUCUCCAACGUCACGAUUCAGGUGGAGAAACUUGCUCCUCAAACCAGGAUCUGAACAGAGUCGUCACAUAUUUAUCAUCACACAUUUACUGUUUUAUAAGCAUCAACUAAAUGUUUUUGUAAUAAAAAGACUCAAGGUGUA
Boleophthalmus pectinirostris (great blue-spotted mudskipper) is the source of this 1452-nucleotide messenger RNA. RefSeq names its product proton-coupled zinc antiporter SLC30A2-like. Gene Ontology annotation, cellular component: plasma membrane. Gene Ontology annotation, molecular function: zinc ion transmembrane transporter activity. The coding region runs from base 139 to 1365 and encodes 408 amino acids. Lineage: Eukaryota; Metazoa; Chordata; Actinopteri; Gobiiformes; Gobiidae. The transcript is spliced from 8 exons. Gene Ontology annotation, biological process: response to zinc ion; zinc ion transmembrane transport. The record is from RefSeq and is a predicted model, not a curated record.